AAAUCCGGUUACCUUGAACGACGUGAACGAGGUGGAGGCAGUCAGCCUGCGACGGUAAAACAAGCGAGGACAGGUUUAAAGAGAACAAGCCUAGUCCAUAUUUUAAAAGAAAGGAAAAAAAGAAUUAGUAAGUUGAAGAAUAUCUGGAUGUGAACGCCAUUGUUGUCACCUCCGCGCGAGCCCAGUUACUUAUUGGCUCGCGGCUUCUGGUGGUUUCGGCGUGUCGCUGUCUGCCCAUUCUCACUGGCGUCUACACUAAGGAGGACUCCAUGAAAGAUGACAGAGGAGGUGAUUGUUGUAGCCAAGUGGGACUACACGGCCCAGCAGGACCAGGAACUUGACAUCCGUAAAAAUGAGCGUCUCUUCCUCCUCGACGACUCGAAGACAUGGUGGCGCGUUCGCAACGCCGCCAACCAGACGGGGUAUGUGCCGUCAAACUACGUGGAACGCAAGAACAGCCUAAAGAAAGGCUCGCUGGUGAAGAACAUCAAAGACACACUGGGUUUAGGUAAACACAAGAGGAAGACGAGCGCCCGGGAUGCCUCCCCCACACCGAGCUCGGACACGGAGUACCCUUCUAAUGGCAGGGAGGGUGGAGGUGUGGUCGGAGCCGCCGAGAGGAUCUACGACCUCAACAUCCCUGCUGUGGUGAAGUUUGCUUACACAGCAGAGAGGGAUGACGAGCUGACGCUGAUGAAGGGCUCCAGGGUGAUGGUUAUGGAGAAGUGCAGCGACGGCUGGUGGCGGGGCAGUCAGGCGGGCCGCGUGGGCUGGUUCCCCUCAAAUUAUGUCCAAGAGGAGCUCGCAGGGGCCGACGACAGAGAGGAGGGAGACUCCUCACAUCGCUACCAAGUAGUACCUCAAGGAACUUUGUUAGCAAAUGGUCGCGCAGGCGGCCGUGGCAGUGUUCUUCAUCAGGUUCAAACACUCUACCCUUUCAGCUCUGCGACAGAGGAGGAGCUGAACUUUGAGAAAGGAGAAAUCAUGGACGUGGUGGAGAAGCCUGAGAACGACCCUGAGUGGUGGAGGUGUAAGAACUCCCGUGGCGUUGUGGGUUUGGUACCUAAAAACUAUGUGAUGGUGCUUGACGAGCAGCCUAGCAUACCCUCCUCUACAUCAGGCUCUCCACAGAACCGCUUGGCACCCGCACGCUCAGGGAGGUUCGCUGGGAGGGACUGGUACUACGGCAACAUCACCAGACACCAGGCCGAGUGUAUGCUGAACGAGAAGGGGGAGGAGGGCGACUUCCUCAUACGAGACAGCGAGUCAUCGCCCAGUGAUUUCUCCGUGUCUCUGAAGGCGGUGGGGAAGAAUAAACACUUUAAAGUGCAGCUGUUGGACGGAGUUUACUGCAUCGGCCAGCGCAGGUUCAACUCCAUGGAUGAACUAGUGGAGCAUUACAAGAAAGCCCCCAUCUUCACCAGCGAACAUGGAGAGAAGCUGUACCUGGUGAAAUCGCUGCUGUGAUUCUCACAUCUGCACUGGAUCUCAAACAAAACACAUGUACACGCAUGAUACACCACUCCCUUACUGUCUUAACUCGAGCCUUAGCUCCGGACCCUCCUGCAGUGGCGUCUGUUCCACAUCCUCAGUCGCACCUACUGGGUUUACUGGUCACCGUCUAGUGGUGAAUCAAACCCCGCCCCCCCAGGUGAAACUUUUUCUAGCUCUUCACUCUUUUACAGUCAACCCCAAGACAUCCUGCACUGAGCCGGAGAAUGUCUCAUGUAUAACGCGCCUCUUCAUCUUGGAUGUGCUGCUAACAGAAUGCCCGAGGCCUUGUCAGGGUUGAGCUCUCCCUCUGACGUCAUCCUUAAUGUCUAUUUACGAGUGCGCACGUUGGAAGUUACACCAUUGCUCUUAAUUAU
Nematolebias whitei (Rio pearlfish) is the source of this 1868-nucleotide messenger RNA. It is a transcript of the gene nck2a, whose product is annotated as NCK adaptor protein 2a. Gene Ontology annotation, biological process: negative regulation of endoplasmic reticulum stress-induced eIF2 alpha phosphorylation; positive regulation of translation in response to endoplasmic reticulum stress; positive regulation of endoplasmic reticulum stress-induced intrinsic apoptotic signaling pathway. NCBI's taxonomy places the organism in Eukaryota, Metazoa, Chordata, Actinopteri, Cyprinodontiformes, Rivulidae. Gene Ontology annotation, molecular function: protein binding. The transcript is spliced from 4 exons. The record is from RefSeq and is a predicted model, not a curated record. The coding region runs from base 277 to 1467 and encodes 396 amino acids.